AUGAACGGAUUUCUCACUACGCGGCGCAGACAUGCCACAUCGUCAGGCGACCCGUCUCCUGAUGUCACAUCUAUUUCUUCCCUGUCUGGUUCCGCCAGCCCUCCAGAUACGGGUGUUGACAUAUCAUCCACCGACUAUGCCCAUAGGCGAAGAGAGCUUAUGAAAAUGAUGGCUGACCUCAAAUCCAUGGGUGCCGAAGCGCUCAUUGACUUACCAUCAGUAGUCGUCAUUGGUGGUCAAUCAGCGGGAAAAAGCUCGCUCGUCGAAGCCGUCAGCGGGAUCAAUGUCCCGAGGGACAGCGGGACAUGUACAAGAUGUCCUAUGGAAUGUACCAUGUCGAGUCAUGCCACGUCGUGGUCUUGCACUAUUACCUUGCGGAUGAGCUUCGAUAGUAAUGGUCGAGACACGGCAAAGACUAUUACGGUGCCCUUUGGCCGAACGAUUACCGAUAGAAAUGAGGUUGAAGUUUGGCUGCGUCGUGCCCAGUCAGCCAUUCUCAACCCGAACAUCCCUUCUUCAAAUUUCCACACGAAGACCAUCGAGGAACUCAGGAACACAAGGAAUACACUAAAGUUCUCCCGCAACGUGGUGUGCGUCUCCAUUGAAGACCCCGAUGCGACAGACUUGUCCUUCUAUGAUCUACCGGGUUUGAUCCAAAACGAAGAAGCCGAAACUGUUGCCCUCGUGAAAAGUUUGGUGGAACAUUACACCCAAAAAAAUAAUACCAUCAUAUUGACUACAAUUCCCAUGAGUGAUGACAUGGAAAAUCAACAAUCCAUGAGUCUUGCCAGGGCUGCGGACCCCGACGGAAAGCGAACAAUUGGUGUCCUUACGAAACCUGACACGCUCGGUGCCGGUGCUAUCAAUCAGCGCAAGAGAUGGGUAGAAAUCAUUGAGGGCCGUUCGGAGGAUCACAAAUUGAAGCACGGUUUUUACUGCGUGCGUCUUCCUGAUGAUGCCGAACGCACACAGCGCCUGUCUCGUGCUGAGUUGCAAAGGCGUGCCGCUGAAUAUUUCGACACAACGCCGCCGUGGAAUGGCGUGACCGACCGUCGUCGGUUCGGAAUUCCGGGUUUUGUCUCCGAUGUCAGCCGACUGCUCAUCCAGCUGAUCGAGGAAGCUUUACCACGCCUCAGGGAAGAUAUCGACAAGCUCCUUGCUCAAUGUAACAAGGAUUUCGACGCAUUGCCCCCGCCACUUACAAAUGACCCACAAAUUGAGGUUUUGGGACGUGUUAACACAUUCUGCGACGUCUUCAAGAGCUUUGUGAAUGGCAGUCACGAAGACAAGGGUCUUGCACAGCGGAAUCGCGCUCUCUAUGCUAUCUUUAAGAGGGAUAUACGCGGCACUGCUCCUGACUUUAGGCCUUUUGAAAAACCGGAAGAGUAUGUUCCACUGGAUGACACCGCGGGGAAGAUGACUCUUACUGAACGAGACCCCGGCGUGAAAAUGAUGGGUAUAUAUGACGUCAGAAAGGUCAUUCACGAGGCAAUUGGAUGGGAGCUUCCGAACAAUGUACCAUAUCAGGCGAAGGCGAACCUCAUCGCUCAAUUCACUAAACUCUGGUUCGCUCCAUCUAAGCGUUGUCUUGCCGGUAUCAAUGAUGUACUCGAUCAAAUCAUCGACACACUCAUAAGCACCCAUUUUGGACGCUUCAGAGUACUCGAGGGCUAUGUUGGCGAUUUGAUUAGAAUUGAGGUUGGUAUCUGCAAGGCACGCGCCGAAGAAGCUGUCAAAUCAGUCUUGGCCCUGGAAACUACUCCGUACUAUACUCAGAACAAGCACUAUCUUGAAACACUCCGCGACAAAUGGUUGGCUCAUUACAAGAUAGUUCGGAGUAGAGCGUCUCAGUACAAGGCCCCCGUACAUCUUAUUCAGCAGAGUUAUCCAGCCACGUACUUUGACGACAAUCGCGAAGGACCGCCGAUAGCUGAAAGGACGCCCGAAGCCAAAGCUUUGAGGGCGCUUGCAGAAGCAGGGUAUGCAAAUCUCAAGAUACCCGAUCUUGCGCGUCUGUUACCUCCCGACUCCUUCCAAGAAGAGCUAAUCGUAAUGGCCGAUGUUCGAGCCUAUUAUCACGUCGCCUACAAGCGCAUCAUUGACCAUAUUCCUCUAACGAUUGAACAUGCCCUCCACCAUGCCCUGACGCAACAGCUGUCGCAGAGCCUUCUUACGAGCUUGCUGACCGAUGUUGCGUCUGGGCCCAACUUCUCUGACCGUAUGGUCAGCGAAGACCCUUCCGUUGCUCAGAAACGCGCAUCACUCUCGACAAGAAAACAACGCCUAUCAGACAUUCGCCGAAAACUCAUGACUUUCGGCAAUAAUAUUUGA
Suillus bovinus is the source of this 2331-nucleotide messenger RNA. RefSeq names its product P-loop containing nucleoside triphosphate hydrolase protein. Gene Ontology annotation, molecular function: GTP binding; GTPase activity; microtubule binding. Lineage: Eukaryota; Fungi; Basidiomycota; Agaricomycetes; Boletales; Suillaceae. Bases 1 to 2331 code for a protein of 776 amino acids. The transcript has 13 exons. The record is from RefSeq and is a predicted model, not a curated record. Gene Ontology annotation, cellular component: membrane; microtubule; cytoplasm.